AUGCUUGACGAAACCUUUUCCGACACCCAGUUUCGCGAGCAGACAGUAAUUACACCUUUCAAUAUUAUGACUUUCUGGAGCUCUUACAAGGCUCUUUCGCCAAAGACGCGCGCCGUCAUAGGUGUUGCGCUGAUGCUCAAUGCGUCCGCAAUGCUGUUGUUUUCAGAUCAAAUCGAAGCGUCUCUGGGAUUAUCCCCCCCUCCUGACGAUCGACAGAAGGUGUUCAAGGUGUACAGCGUGGAGCGGGAGACCAAGGGAUGA
Molecule: messenger RNA, 261 nt
Organism: Fonsecaea erecta
Lineage: Eukaryota; Fungi; Ascomycota; Eurotiomycetes; Chaetothyriales; Herpotrichiellaceae
Exons: 2
Coding region: 1-261 (86 amino acids)
Source: RefSeq, a predicted model, not a curated record